Molecule: messenger RNA, 435 nt
Organism: Marasmius oreades (fairy-ring Marasmius)
Lineage: Eukaryota; Fungi; Basidiomycota; Agaricomycetes; Agaricales; Marasmiaceae
Exons: 6
Coding region: 1-435 (144 amino acids)
Biological process (GO): regulation of actin filament polymerization
Cellular component (GO): cortical actin cytoskeleton; actin filament; plasma membrane
Molecular function (GO): actin filament binding
Source: RefSeq, a predicted model, not a curated record
AUGGCCGACCUAACGGAUCCCAAAAUCAAUGAAGCUUAUCUCGAUGUACGCUCUGACAAAUCUGAUACGAACUGGCUUCUACUGGAUUAUGAGUCUGAUGGUUCAGACAAGCUUCAAGUCGCCCAAAUUGGCACAGGAGGUCUUUCCGAAUUGAGAGAGGUUCUCGACGAAUCCAAAGCAUCCUACGCCUAUGUGCGCGUGCAAUACUCAAACGACAAAGAAUCCAAACGGGAGAAGUUUGUCCUAGUGGUUUGGAUCGGCCCACGUUGCAAAGUGAUGAGGAAAGCCAAGAUUUCGGUUCAUUCCGCUGAUGUCAAAAAUGUGCUACGCGUGUUUUCUAUUGAAGUUGCGGCGCGAGAGAAAGACGAUUUGAACGAGGAUCCCAUCGUUGUGAGGCUUAGGAAGGCAGGAGGCGCGAGUUAUGACGGUGUUUGA